Prunus avium (sweet cherry) is the source of this 2295-nucleotide messenger RNA. RefSeq lists its product as uncharacterized. Gene Ontology annotation, biological process: cell wall organization; biosynthetic process. NCBI's taxonomy places the organism in Eukaryota, Viridiplantae, Streptophyta, Magnoliopsida, Rosales, Rosaceae. The record is from RefSeq and is a predicted model, not a curated record. Gene Ontology annotation, molecular function: ATP binding; UDP-N-acetylmuramoyl-tripeptide-D-alanyl-D-alanine ligase activity.
AGUGGCUGCGUCCCCCAUCUUCCCUGAUUGGUGUUCUCUUAAGUGACGGCCUCCAUCUGUUUGAUUGAUCUAGGUUUGUUUUUAAUUUAAUUUAAUUUGUUUUUUUCAGUUGAAAGACAGAAGCUGUACUGGGGUAGGGAAUUUGAACACAAUAUCACUUAGCCUACAAGGAAGCUCCUUGUUCAUUGAUUUAGUUUAGUUUUUUGUUUUGGUGGAGUGUUUGUGUGGGUUGAUGAUCUUGUUUUGGUCAUUGCCAGGGUUUAGGGCAUUUUUUUGUGUUGUUUUUUGAAUUGGCAAUUUGUGGCCUUCCUGUGUUCGUUCGUUUAUUGCCUUUCGGCUUUAUAAAGUGGUUAAUCGAGUUAAGCAAAACUAAAGGUUGUUCAUUUCGUAUGAACAUUUGACUUGGCGGCAAUGUCUGCAACAGCAGCAGCUGGAGCAACACCACACCCCUCUUCCUUCCCUCGCUUAUUCUCAAAUUCAAUCAUAAAAUCAAGGCACUCCAUCUCUGUCACCCGUAAUUCAAUAAACCCAAGCUACCCAAAUACCCCCAGUCCCACUUGGACCGCCUCUGAGAUCGCCGAUGCUGUCAAUGGCAGGAUUGUGAAAUGGGGUCCUCCUGGAACCGUUUCUACAGACACCAGAACCCUUCAGCCCAACCAAUGGUUCUUCGCCAUUGCCGGUCUAAACUUCGACGCCCACGAUUUCAUAACCCCGGAAUUAUCCCGUAAUAAAGGCUGUGCCGGAGUUAUCGGCAACCGGGUUUGCGAAAAUUGGGACAAGGGCUUCGUUCAAUUCGAUGGCAAUACUGUAAUUUCAUUGAUGAAGAUGGCAAGUUAUGCGAGGAAUAGGUUCCAUGGAGAAGUGGUGGGAGUGACUGGGAGUGUGGGAAAGACCAGCACAAAAUGCAUGAUAGCUUUGGCUCUUCAAAUUCAAAGUUCAAGAGGUUUGGUUCCUCAUGUUCAUCAAAGUCGUGGGAAUUGGAAUAGUGAAAUUGGGGUGGCUCUGUCGCUAAUUGGGGUUCCUGCAGGAACUGGGAUUGUGGUUUUGGAGAUGGGAAUGAGUGGGAAGGGGGAGAUAUUAGAGCUUGCGAGGAUGGCUCGGCCCACUAUCAGGGUCAUUUUAAAUGUGGGCGCUUCCCAUUUUCAAAAUUUCUCCAGUUUAGAGGAGAUAGGCAUGGCCAAGGGGGAGAUUUUGGCCGAAGCGAAGCCCGGGGAUGUUUGUGUUUUGAAUGCUGAUGAUCCACUUGUUAUGAGCCUCCCUGUACCACUUGGUGUCAAAAAGGUGCUCUUUGGUCAGAGAGUGGGGUGUGAUGUUCGGUUGGUCGCGUCAGAAAGCACGGACGGAGGUCGUGGAGUUAGAGUUGUCUUACAGAAUCAUCAAGAGAUGGUAGAAUUCGUGAUAGCUAGUCCUGGUCUGCAUUUGGCUCUCAAUGCAUGUGCAGCAGCAGCAGUUGCGACCCUUUUGGGAGUCUCUCUUUCUGAAAUAGGAAAUCGCUUGUCAGCAUUUUCUCCUGUUCACAUGAGGUCGGAGCUUGAAGUUGGUAGAAAUGGAAUCAAAAUAGUGAAUGAUGCUUACAAUGCCAAUCCUGUGAGCACCAAGGCCGCCAUUGACUUACUAGAGAGUAUUGAUAUUGAUUGCGGAGGCAAAAGAAUUGUCGUGCUUGGCGACAUGUUAGAACUUGGUGCAAUUGAGUUGGAGUCUCACAAGAUGAUUCUGAAGCGCUGCUGUUGUAGUGCUCAUAUUGAUUUAGUUGGGCUUGUUGGGAGGAGGUUUUGUGCAGCUGCUAAGAAUCUCAACUUGCUUGAAGACAGAAAUAUUGUGUAUGCUCUUGACUCGGAAACUUUUGUACAAGAAAUUGUGAAGAGGGUUAGUUAUAAUGAUGUUGUUUUGGUAAAGGGUAGUCGAGCAAUGCAAAUGGAGAAAGUUGUAAAUGCAAUUAAAGCAAUGGAAUGUUGAUGAUUGAUUGUCCAGUCCAGUCCAGUCCAUACCAAAGGAAUGUUGAUUUGCUCAUUACUGAAAGGCAGGAUGCAAGCACCUAUACAUGGUAAUUAUUUCAUUGUUGCGGCAGGUCAGAUCAGAUCCCUUCAAAAAAUUUCUUAUGUUUCCUAUUUCAAUUUUCAUGGAUGAUUUGGUGACGGAUGUUGUGGUGUCAGCAGGAGGACCUCGUCGUCGAUCGGGGCUUAUAUACUUGUCUAAACUUUAAAAGCUCCAUUCCCUGUACUAGGAAUCCUAAAUUAUUGUUGGAUAUAAUGUAAUUGGCAAACCCUUCAGUCAUUCAAAACAUCAAAGUAGAAA